Symbiodinium natans is the source of this 804-nucleotide messenger RNA. NCBI's taxonomy places the organism in Eukaryota, Dinophyceae, Suessiales, Symbiodiniaceae. The record is from the annotation of a GenBank genome assembly.
AUGUUUGCAGUUUGGGUCGGCCUCCUCGCUGUGAGGGUCCUGCACGCUGCCCACCUCCGAAGCAACGUAUCGCAUGCCGCCGCCCAGACGACUGAAAUCAGAUCCUUCUACCAAGCUGAGCCUCAGUGCCAGUGUGUGGCGAACAAUCCGGCAUGGAAGAAGACGCAGCGUACCGAACCCAAGUGCAUCUUCAUUGACCUGGGCGCGGCAGAUGGGAACACCUUUGCCAAAUUCUUGGAGAACGACUACGGUCGGGUGAAGGACUGCCCAUCCGGCAAGUGGGAGGCCUUUCUGCUGGAGGCGAACCCCCAGUUCACGAAGGAGCUUUCCUCGCUGUCGGAGAACUUUCCUGGCCAGGUUCAUUCGCUGGCGGAGCACGCCGCCUUCUCGUGCGAGGGCACGACCAGCUUCUUCAUCGACAAAGAUGCCACCCACAACCACUGGGGCUCCAGCAUGAUGUCAGACGCCCCCGAUGCCGUCAAGAGCGGUGAGGUCAAGGUUACCGUCCCGAUGACCAAUGUGGUGCAGCUGCCUUUCGCCCCAUCGUUGAUGGUCGCGAUGAUUGCUGAGAAUGUGCUGCCGGAGGACUGGGUGAUGCUGAAGGUUGACAUCGAAGGGGCGGAAUACAACUUCAUCCCUUGCCUGGCACAGUCCAGUGAGGCAAGCCUCGUGGACAGGAUGUACUUGGAAGAGCACUGGUGGUUCCCUUCCAUCACUGAGACGGACAAAGCUGCCCUGGCCGAAGCCAAGAAGCAGCUGGUGAGCAAGAAAGUGGACAUCCCGAACUACUACUCCGAGACCUGA